AUGUACCACUUCGUCGACCUCACCCACGAGCAGAAGCUCCAACGGCGGGAGUAUCUCGACUACUACAGCUUUCUCGCGCAGAUCUCGGUUAUUGUGCCCAUACUCGCGAUACAAUGCUAUUUACUCGGAACGUGGAUCCAGAGGGGAGUUCAGAAACAGCAAGAUCUCCAGACGCCGAGUUCGCCCUAUGUCAAGCAGGCACGGCUGGGCCAUGGAUUCAAUGUAUCCAGCUUGACCUCGAGAUGGCGGGUCUUUGCCUGGUGGUGCGGUGAUGCUGUUGAGAUCGCGGGAGUGUAUUGGGGCACGAAGGGGGAGGUGAUUGGAGCUGGGGUGUGGACGUUGUGGUUGGUGGUGUUGUGUUUCUUGCAGACGGGUGAUGAUUAUCUCCACAUGACCAAACGCUUCGGCAUCGUGGCAGCAUCCCAACUACCUUUCCACUAUUUGCUGUCCUUGAAGACGCCGUACUCGCCACUGCAGCUGUUGACGCGGCAGUCACAUGAGAGCCUGAUUUCGAUCCAUCAACUGCUCGGUCGGAUCAUUACAUCCCUUUUGUACGGGCACGCUAUAUUAUACCUCAACUUCUACGUCCUCUCAGGCCUCCUCGGCACGAAACUCCAAGAGUUCUACGUCCUAUGUGGAAUCUUCGGCAUCAUCGCCUUCACCAUCAUCGGCACCACCGCCUUGAAACCCGUCCGAGACUGGAGCUACAGAGUCUUCUACAUCGUCCACGUUGUCCUCGCAACCGCACUACUCCCAUUACUAUACUUCCACGUCUCGCACAUAAGGAUCUACCUCUACGAAACAACCCUCAUCUACGCCCUCAACGCCGCCCUCCGCUUCCUCAACACCACCAACCAACCCGGAACCAUCACCCAAAUCCCAGGAACGACCCUCCUCGACAUCACCAUCCCCACCAACAAACCCUCCUCAAAGACCAAAUGGCACCCCGGCCAACACGCCUACAUCUCCCUCUCCGGCCACCCCCUCCUCCGCACCUUCCGCAGCAACCCCUUCACCGCCGCCUCCCUCCCCUCCGUCGACGGCCAGCUACGCUUCAUCGCCCGGAUCCUCGACGGCAACACAUCCACCCUCGCCCAGAACAAAUCCUUCUCCCCGAACCUCUCCCUCGAAGGACCCUACGGUCUCGCCUCGCACCCGGACAAAUUGCUUCAAUACGACCGGAUCCUCUUCGUUGCAGGCGGCGUGGGCGCGACGUUCAUCGGUCCGUUAUAUCGGCAGCUUCUCAGUGAUCUCAGUCCCGGGAAGGGCAGCUAUCGACGACAGAAAGUGAAUUUCGUCUGGGUCGCGCAGUCUAUGGCGGAUGUGGAGUGGGCGUUGCCGGGGAAUGAGCAGGAGAGGGAGGGUUUUGCGGAGAGGCUUCGCAUUUAUAUCACUAAGAAUACCGACGGGAUUGCCACUUCGUCGUCGAAUGGUGAUUUCACGAUUGGAGAGGACGAUGAGCAGGUCCCUGGAGAGGAAGGGAUUGAACUUGAAGAGCAGAAGAAGUUGAUGGAGAAUGCGGCAGGGGAGAAGACGAGUUCGGGAUUGUCAGUCACUGCUGGGAGACCUGAUCUAACGAGGGUGGUUGAGCAGGUCUUUUCGCAGAGUAGUUCUGAGCGGGUUGCUGUGCUGGUUUGUGGGCCGAGAGGGUUGAGCAGGGCAUUGCGAAGGGAUGUUGGGCGGUGGGUGAAGAGGGGACGGGAGGUGUGGCUUCAUAAUGAGGAGUUUGCGUUGUAG
Messenger RNA from Zasmidium cellare ATCC 36951, 1737 nucleotides. RefSeq lists its product as uncharacterized. Gene Ontology annotation, cellular component: plasma membrane. Gene Ontology annotation, molecular function: ferric-chelate reductase activity. Bases 1 to 1737 code for a protein of 578 amino acids. Gene Ontology annotation, biological process: iron ion transport; copper ion import; intracellular iron ion homeostasis. NCBI's taxonomy places the organism in Eukaryota, Fungi, Ascomycota, Dothideomycetes, Mycosphaerellales, Mycosphaerellaceae. The record is from RefSeq and is a predicted model, not a curated record. The transcript is spliced from 2 exons.